AUGACAAAAUACGAACAACUCAAUACUUCUGAAAGUUCCCAUCAACCUAAAAACAAACGUAGCACCAAAGUAAACAUUUUAAUCGUUUUUUUAUUUCUAGCUAUAGGCAUAACUGUUUGGACAACAAUUCCUUCGUUGCUUUAUUUAGAAAAUACUACCAAUAUAAUUGAACAAUCGGAGCAAAUUCCUAUACCUACUACUACACCGGCCCCAAUAUCAACUCCUAUCGAAAAACCAAUACCUCCAAUGAGUAAAAGUAGAAAAGUUGUUGCAGCUUAUUUUACAUCAUGGAGUAUUUAUGCUCGAGCAUAUAAUGUUGUUGACAUGGACGCAAAUAAAUUAACUCAUAUUUUGUAUGCCUUUGCAAACCUAAAACCGGAUGGAGAAGUAUUUUUAGGCGAUGCUUGGGCUGAUACAGACAAACAUUUUGAUGAGGACUCUUGGAAUGAUGAAAAAAAAAAUCUUUAUGGAAACUUUAAACAAUUAGGAUUAUUAAAGAAAAAGAACAGAAAUCUCAAAGUUAGCUUAUCAAUUGGAGGUUGGUCAUGGUCAACACAUUUUCCGACCGUUGCUGCUAAUUCUGACUCGAGAGAAAAAUUUGUUACCUCCUCUAUUAAUUUACUCAAAGAUUUAGGCUUAGAUGGUUUAGAUGUUGAUUGGGAAUACCCUAAAAAUGAAGAAGACGCUAAGAAUUAUGUCAAGCUGUUAAAGGAGCUUAGAAAGGCAUUAGAUAAUUAUUCUCGAUCACGUAAUUCAUCAUACAAGUUUCUAUUGACUGCCGCGAUGCCAUGUGGUGAAGAUCAAUAUCGAAAAAUGAAUUUGAAGAAGAUGAAUAAAUAUCUUGACAUCUUUUAUCUUAUGGCGUAUGAUUUUCAGGGAUCUUGGUCAAGUAAGGCAGGUCAUCAAUCAAAUUUAUAUGGAGUCGAUUUGUCUACCGAUAAAGCUGUGAAAUAUUAUAUCGAUCAAGGAGUAGAUAAUGAUAAGAUAGUUCUUGGUAUGCCGAUGUAUGGUCGAGCAUUUCAAAACACAAAUGGCUUGGGUUCCUCAUAUAAUGGAGUUGGUGAAGGAAAUUGGGAACAAGGGAUAUAUGAUUAUAAGAAAUUGCCACUUCCAGGUUCAGUUGAAUACUUUGAUGACAAGAAAGUUGCUAGCUAUAGUUAUUGUGCAUCUAAAAAAGAAUUCAUUACCUAUGAUAGUCCACAAGUUGUCUAUCAAAAGACUGAUUAUAUUAAACGAAACGAUUUACGUGGAGUAAUGUUUUGGGAAAUAAGUGGUGACUUACCUACUUCUAAUGAACGUUCAUUGUUAUUAGCGGCAUAUCAUGGAUUAGGUGGUAAAGAUGCACUUGAUCAAAUUUCAAAUCAUUGUUUUUUCCCUGAUAGUAUCUAUGAAAAUGUUAGAAAUGGAUUUGAAUAA
This is a messenger RNA of Funneliformis geosporum, 1416 nucleotides long. The record is from the annotation of a GenBank genome assembly. NCBI's taxonomy places the organism in Eukaryota, Fungi, Glomeromycota, Glomeromycetes, Glomerales, Glomeraceae.